Molecule: messenger RNA, 856 nt
Organism: Cornus florida
Lineage: Eukaryota; Viridiplantae; Streptophyta; Magnoliopsida; Cornales; Cornaceae
Product: large ribosomal subunit protein uL6m
Exons: 2
Coding region: 223-531 (102 amino acids)
Biological process (GO): translation
Cellular component (GO): ribosome
Molecular function (GO): rRNA binding; structural constituent of ribosome
Source: RefSeq, a predicted model, not a curated record
UAGAAACGUCUCAACCCGCUUGUGUCUCGAUAGUUUAGGGCUUUAGCUUUUAGGGCUCUAUUAGUCAAAGCAUCCAAGGGAAGAAGAACAGGGAGGGGAGAGAGCAUAGCUGUUACUCGGAACCUCUUCGUGUCCACUGUCAACCAAAUUUCACUCUAUUCUUCUCACCGUUUAACAUUGACGAUCGUAGUGGAUUGCAAGUGGAAAGAUUGCAGGACUCAAAUGGAAGCUAAAUUCUUUCGUUUUCUUAAGAUUGUGGGAGUUGGUUUUAAAGCUAGAGCCGAAUUAGAAGGUCGCCUCUUGUACCUGAAAUUAGGUUACAGCCACGAGGUUGAAUUGACAGUUCCACCUGCUGUCCGCGUAUUCUGCUUCAAACCCAACGUCGUUUGUUGCACAGGAAUCGACAAGCAUAGGGUGCACCAGUUUGCUUCUGCUGUUCGAAGUUGCAAGCCUCCCGAAGUUUACAAAGGUAAGGGUAUCAUGUACAUCGAUGAAGUUGUAAAGAAGAAGCAGGGAAAGAAAUCUAAAUGAUCAACCAAAUAAGUCGGACUUGUUCCGAUUUAAUAGCAUGAAGCUUUUACCUAUGCGGUGUCCGAGUCUGCAAGGUUAGAAUGUAUCAAAGAGGUGUUUAUGUCUGCCUCAAAUAUCUUUGAAUGUCUAGGUUAAUGGAAACAAUUUUGUUUUGAGUUAAUCGAGUCUGAAACUUCAUAAAAAAAUAUUUUCUUGGCAUGGUAGAAUUUUCUUCUGUAGUAUGGUUUUCUGCUCCAGUUAUGAAUUGUGUGUUGUGAACAUGCCUGUAUACUGGAUAAUGUCUGCUAAUAAGAGAGCUUCUGUGCCUUAUUUUUUUCCCCGGUAA